Molecule: messenger RNA, 5974 nt
Organism: Acinonyx jubatus (cheetah)
Lineage: Eukaryota; Metazoa; Chordata; Mammalia; Carnivora; Felidae
Gene: ZIC4
Product: Zic family member 4
Exons: 3
Coding region: 3708-4523 (271 amino acids)
Biological process (GO): regulation of transcription by RNA polymerase II; central nervous system development
Cellular component (GO): nucleus
Molecular function (GO): DNA-binding transcription factor activity, RNA polymerase II-specific; RNA polymerase II cis-regulatory region sequence-specific DNA binding
Source: RefSeq, a predicted model, not a curated record
GAGGAGGAGGAACGGGAGGCGGAGGAAGAGGAAGAAGAAGAAGAGGAGGGAGGAGGAGUCGACCCACCUCGCGAAGUCCUAGCCCGCAGGCAGCGGCGCGACGCGCCGGGACGCCCGCCUGACCAAGCUCGGGGAAGCCGGACGGCUCCGGGCCGCAAGCAAGGCGGGCUCCGGCUCCCGCCAAACAGACCUUGCCGGCCCGGCUCGCACUUUCUCGCCGCUCAGUCUCUGCCGAGAGGACCUUGCGUCAAGGCUGCCCAGGGAAAGGCAUGGAGCAUCUCAGCCCCCCAAAAAAAACUUCCUCCCGGAUUUGUAGCAUAGAGGAAUGUGAGCGCCGGAGCCGCGACUGCUCGCCCUUUCUCCGCCUCGCGCCGUAUGCCCCUCCUUACUUCUCCACUAGCCCCUCGCCCUUUCUUUUCUCUCUCUCUCUCUCUCUCUCCUUUCUCUCAGGCUCGCCUUCUCGCUCCUUCACUCUCCUUUUUCCCCCUCUGCUUUUUGCGAAAAAAAAAGGGGGGGGGGAGAAAAAAGAAAGAAAGAAAAAACCAAAGAAAAGGCGCAAAUCAUGCACAAUAUUGUCUUUUGCGGUUUAUCUUCCUGGGGAGAAACUUUCACCUCCUCAGCCGGGCGGUGAGCGCGAGACUGAUAGCAGCAAUCAUUCCUGCAGAUAAAUGAAUUGAAAGGACGACACCGUCCCCCCCUUGAUGAAUGGGAGCAGGGGGAGGUGUCACGUGCUGCUGACGCGGGCGCCCAUUGGUGUGCCCACACUCCCCCCUCCUGCAGCCGCCGCGCCAACGGAGGGCGCGCCGAGGCGCCGCGCGCCGUUCAUUGGCCCGCCCGCCUCAUCAAUCCCAGGUAUUGUAAAGCGCUUGACAUCCCCUUUUGACAAACAGGGCUGCCAGGAGUAGCAACUUUUUUUUUUUUUUAGCCAAAUUUUUCCCUCUUCUCAUGGAAGAAUUGUUUUGCCACGAUUCCUUUUCCUUCUCGCAGUGAUAUACAUUCCUUCUCUCUUCUGAUGCUUCUCUGUCUCCCAUUCCCUCUCCCUCUUCCACUCCCUCUCACUCUUAUUUCUAUCUCUAUCAUCUCUCUCUCUCUUUUUCUCUAUCUAGUCCUUCUUCAGACCUGCUCUUAGCUGAGCGAUUAGCUACUCCGGGCGUCUCCGAGAGUAGGAGGUGGGGAUGGGGCUGGUAAACACAGCUAAGGCACUUCCAGAAUGUCCCGAUUCAGCAACUUUCUUUUCUUUCUUCUCCCCUCUACCCCCACCCCUUCAAGGGCAGCAAAGGAGGCUUUUGUUAUUUGCUCCUUUUGAAGUUUGCUUCCCUCUUGCCUCGUCCCCCUCCUGUUCAUAAUUUAAGAUCUCGGUAGCACACGGGCACUCCACUAUGAAUUUACAAGAAAUGUGAUUUCUGAGGGUAAUCGGCUGCCUCGAUUUUCUCACUUUUAUCAAAUAAACCAGGCUUCCUGCGCUUCCCUCCCCCCCCCCAAUAAGCACAGGUGGAUGAGCUCUCUUAACUUUCCAGAUUGUUAAGGUGACAUAUUUUUGUGUGUGGCAAAUUGGAAACAUUGUUGCCGAGUUGGUUUUUUUUUCCCUUCUCCUGGGUUAUUCUUCUUUUUUCUUCCUUUUCCUUAGUCUCCCUGGUUUGCCCCCGCUAACCCCCUCCCUCUGCACUCCUGUUCCCAACCGAGGCCCCUUUCAUUCAGGUAAAACUGUAAAUUUCCCAAUGCGCCAUUGUUCUUCAAUACUGCCCAAAGCUCCCUAGAAAUCCCCGAAUACUUUUUUGGUAUUUAAAUCCCCGAUAGAUAGGACCAAUGUAAAUUUUGUGACAUUCAAACCUUUUCUGGUUCACAAAUCAGUCACCCUUGUCACAGUUAUUGAAAUUCCGCAACUCGCCACACCAGGACGGUGGAAAAAGCGGGCGCGGUCUUUGUUGCCGACCAGGCUUUUGAUCGCCAGAGAAAAUUUACUUACCUUCAGAUGAGUGAGCAGAAAAAGAAAUAACACUCCCUUUGAUUUAGUUAGGAAAAUGCAGACAUUUGGAUUCAGUGCAAACAUACAACACUCGCUUGUUUUCGCGAUGCGGCCCUCGAUUAACCUGUCUUUGCCCAGCGCAAAGUCUAUUCAACAACUGCGCGUAGUUGCUUUUUGUCCCGUCCACAAAGAGCCAUUGACUAUAUAUUAAAAUGAUUGUUGAAAGGUAGAGGAGUAUGGCACUUAAAAGCAGGAAAAAAAAAUCCCUGUGACUCAAUCAAUUAAGGCGAGCAACAUUUAUGCAUUUCAAAAAAUGCACGCAGAUGCGGGGGGUUGGGGGAUGAAGGUUGCAUUUCUGGAAGCUCUGUUUAAAACCCAACAGCCCCGGCCGGCCGGCCGAGGGUUUAGCUGUAGCGUCUGCAUAUUCAUUAGGUCUAAUUAUUUUCUAGUAAGGAAAACACAAAAAGCCAAGAGUCGGAAUCCUUCAAUUUGCCCUUUGUUUCUAACUUCAUUUGGCUUCUUUGCAGCUGAAUCAGAGCCCUAAACUCUUCUCAGACAAAGAAACCUCAACUCAUCCUUUCACUGGCGGCCCCGUUAGGAAACUCACCAGUGCCCCGGCGAGAGGAAAAAAUGAAAAUGAAUAUUUUUUUGCCCAGUCGCCCGCGCGGGCCGCACCGGUGGGAGGAAGGCAGGGUCAGCGGCAGCCUCUCCUCGCCUUUCUAAUUUUCUGGUCUUUUCAUCGACUAGAUUGUCGCUUGGUGUUGGCAAGAUGAGUUGCCCUUUCCCUGGGCUCUCCCGGCUCAAAACUCCGCUUGUGUAUCUGGGAUGGUUUCCCGGUGUCUGAAGGGACCUGGCCAGCAUUUGCGCUUAUUGUGCUGGGAAAUAGAAAUUUGAGAAAGGAAAAAAAAAAAUCAUGUUCUGUCCCCAGCAACAAGUCAGUAUAGCAGCCCAGUAUUCCCCACCAACUUUGAGUGGAACCAGGUUGGGGAAUGGAGGGAAAAGGGCUAUGGCUUGAGGGGUGGUUUUUCAAAAACAAAACAAAACAAUUAGACAGUUUGUUCAAAAGAUGUAUCAGAACUACUCAAGGGGAAGUUGGAUCUUGCCUUCAUUUCAGUUGUAAAAACCUUAUUUGCAAGGAGAAGUUUUCUCUAGAGGCUGUAAUAGUGUUCUCACUAGGGAGAACAAAUAUUGAACCCACCUCGCCUGCCGUUCAAAAAAAAAAAAAAAAAAAAACAAGGGAGGGGACCUGAGGGGGAAUGGUAGCCGUUGGGAGGGGGAGAGGGAAAAUAAUUCUUCAAAAAAGAAAAGUCAGUCCUCUCUCUCCAGUCCGUGGAAAAUCCAAGGGGGACGUUGACAAGAGGGUAUUUUUAGGAAACGCUUCCAAAUAUACAGGGUAAGAGUGAAUGUGAGGAAAAAAAAAAAAGUUGUGGGUUGUAGAAGUUAUCAAGUGGGAUUUGCGGCGCUCUCUGCAGGAAACGCAAGCGGCUCCAGUUCAAAGCCACAUGCACCAACGUGACAUAUAAGCCAUUAAAAUAUCAUCCUGACGGCUCAUUUCUGCUUCAUCAUACAUUCCCUAACUGCUUCCCGAAAGCUGGAAAAGGAGAAAUGAAGGAUGACCGCCUCGCUGGAACCACAAAAGAGAGGCUUGGAGGGGUUUGUGGUUCCCCCUCGGCCACCCCAAAGUGAUGUGCAGAAAUGAGGCGAUCCCGGCAACAGGUGGAGCGGGGCUCAAAGUCAGAAAAUGAGAUACAAGACUUCCUUGGUGAUGAGGAAAAGAUUACGGCUUUACCGAAACUCCCUGAAAGAGUCUAGUAGCAGCUCCGGACACCAUGGCCCCCAGCUUGCUGCCGCCUCCAGCCCCUCGGUGUUCCCGGGCCUUCAAGAGCAGCCACCGCAGGCCUCCCCCAGCGGCACUUUGAACGGACUCCUGCGUCUGGGGCUCCCUGGAGACAUGUACGCGCGGCCCGAACCGUUUACGCCGGGACCGGUGGCCCGCAGCGACGCCCUGGCAGCUGCCGCGGCCCUGCACGGCUACGGGGGCAUGAACCUGACCGUGAACCUCACGGCGCCCCACGGUCCCGGUGCCUUCUUCCGCUACAUGCGCCAGCCGAUCAAACAGGAGCUCAUCUGCAAGUGGCUGGCAGCCGAUAGCCCCGCGCCCCCGCGCCUCUGCUCCAAAACUUUCAGCACCAUGCACGAGCUGGUCACGCACGUCACCGUGGAACACGUCGGCGGCCCGGAGCAGGCCAACCACAUCUGCUUCUGGGAGGAGUGUCCGCGCCAGGGCAAGCCCUUUAAAGCCAAAUACAAACUUGUAAAUCACAUCCGCGUGCACACGGGCGAGAAGCCCUUCCCCUGUCCUUUCCCGGGGUGUGGGAAGGUGUUUGCUAGAUCAGAAAAUCUCAAAAUACACAAAAGAACUCACACAGGUCAGUAUUCGGCACUGUCUGUCUCGUGCGGACCCUCUGGGGGAGCAGGCGGCCUCUUCUGGGCCCUCCGGGCUGGAUUUCCUCAAGUUCCAUCUGGGUGGAGGGAGGCUAUCUUGGUAUUUCCAUGACCCAAGUCCAUAAAAUACUAAUUAUGCCCUUCUAUUAGAAUCACAGAAGUUUCCUGAGCCUGUGUGUGGAGGAAAGCAAGUGAUUUCUGCUCUGUGAGAGGGGGCGAGUGUGAACAUACUUGGGUCUCUGUGUGUGCAAAUGUGUGUUCGCUGAUCGAGCUUGAUUUGCAGGUUUUAAAACAGCACUAUUCCCCAAAGUCAUAAGACAUAGUACCAAUUUCAUUUUCUUGGUCCUUUUGGAAUCCUGAGGCAAGUGCUCUUCCCCUGGUGGACGUGACAACCUGACUACCACCUGAACUAAGGGAUCAUCGGGCCCUUGGUGUCUUCUUGAGGAUUUGGGGGUCUCAUGGGCUGACCUUGACCAGGUUUUGGAGCCUUGGUGACCUGACACUUGGGAUGUUUGACAAACUCUUUUGCUUUAGCAGAGACCAAGGAGACUCAUCUGCCUUAUAUGUCGUUUACUGAGCUGUUAAGUGAAAUGGGGACAUGUGUCAACCACAUCUGUUAGUUCUAGUUAACAGAAAGAACAGGAACCUGCUGAAGAGCAUGCAAAGUUGAACUCCUCUGGCCAGAAGCAUCUCUAAUUAAUGCAAUUGCAAGGAGAAAGUUUUCACACUUCCCAGAACAGCCUGUGAAGUUACAUUAAUUAGUUUAGCAGCCGAUGUUUGUAUUCUCUCUAGCUAGGGUUUUCUCACCCAAACACCCUAGAAGUUUAAGAAGGCAACAUCUCCUCUCCUCUAUUUUGGGGGCUGGAGAGGGGGACUGGUGGGGAGAGGAGAAGAUAAAAUAAGUUCCAGCUUGGUGCCCCCCACUUCUCUUACUCUCUUGGGGCUUUACCUUACUCACCUCUCUUCUUGGUGGAAAUAUCAGCAAGGAUUGAAGUCAAAGGACUCCCCCAGGCUGAUACUGCUGGGGAAAGAAACUUGCAAAGCCUGAUUUCUCCCCCAAGCCCUGCAAUCUUGGGGAAGGUCCUUGGCCAGGACGCUGGCACAGGUGGAGUCCAGACCAAAGUCCACUCUUAGUUUCCUUUAUUUCCAUAGUAUAUCUAGAAAUGUACAAUUCCCCCCCCCCCACUGUUUCCAGUAUCUUUCCCACCCCCUCCGCAAGCAGUUGUUCCCCUUUAGCGCUCUCCGAGUUUCAUCCCAGAGGAGGGGAGGAGAAGUGAGGCCCCAUCACCUCCCACAGGCCCGCUGACUCCAGGAGUUGAUGGCCCGUACUGCGAAGGUAGACGCGCAGUCCUGAGCCAGAGAAGGAACUCAUUUUUAAUGACGGGUUUGUUUUUGUUUUUGUUUUUUUUAACAAACAAACUUUUACUGCUCUUUGCCGGCCUACUGUUUGAAGUCCAUGAAGCAGAAAAUGGUUAAAUUCUUAGUGCAAUCGACCUACAGCAGAGAAGCAAGUUCAGUGCGCCCGGGCUGGCUCAGGUUUGCGUCCAUUCAGGACAGAAUUUU